Molecule: messenger RNA, 4512 nt
Organism: Linum trigynum
Lineage: Eukaryota; Viridiplantae; Streptophyta; Magnoliopsida; Malpighiales; Linaceae
Source: the annotation of a GenBank genome assembly
CGUGUAAAGGAGUGCUCAUACACCGUUAGAAGGGUGCAACUAGUGAAGAAACUUCACUCUCUCUCGGGUUAUAGGUCAAGAAAUACAACAAAAGCUAGAAAACUAGCUCUCUUGGCCAAGGGUUGCAAGCUCUACUCACUCAUAACUUAUUUCGGCCGGCAAAUUAACAACCAAAUCAAGGUGCUAAAUCGAAGUUUGAGGCUCGCCCUAAAUUGCCCUAGGUGGGUGCCUCAGUUGGCCAAUAAAUCUAGCUUAUAAAAAGCCUCACUCAGAGGGGGCUUCCCUCCACCUAGGUCAAUUUUGACAUGGUUAUGAGAAAUGAAGAACACAACUCAAUAUUUCUGAAAAUACCUCGUACUUUGCAUUAAAACGCUAACCCAUACACAUAACAUUCAAAUCCUUACAAUCUAUCACAUAUCUAAAGCUAGGGUUCACAACACUCAAGUGAAAAAGAGCACUACUUCAUAGCUAAACUAGGGAUUACACCAAAGAAGAGAGAAAGAACCAUGUUAUGGUGCUUGGCUUCCUCCUAUGUUGCAAAAAUCACCAUUGGAAGAUGAAAAUCUCCAAUCUUCAAGCUUGGAGCAAACCCUACCAGCCUCCUUCUUCUCUUUUGGUUCGUCUAUUUCUCUCUCUAAAAUCAGAAGAAGAAUGAAACAAUGUCUCACUAGGCUCUCUCCUUCGAGUUUUCAGCUCCAUUGAUCUUUUAUACCCAAGUCGCGCACACAUCACGGUCAAACAUGAUGGUCGUGAUCUUGAAGCUCGGACCAUGAUGUUGAGCAAAAGUGCACAGUUUCACUUACGGUCCGCCCUUUUGCCCUUUUCGUGAUCUUCGCCUUUUUGCCCUUUUCGAUCCGCUUUCGUUCAACUUUCGCUCCUAAGGCCAAUCUCACCUGCUAGAACCUGAAACAUGUUGGAGACAUGCACAACCUAGCGUAAAAUCAAACCUUAAGCGAUGUAAACGCCUCAUACACCACAAUAACUCGGUGUGAAAAUAUGUGCAAUUAGACCCGAAUCGGCCCCUAACUUUUAAUAAUGACAAAUAUGUCAUCCUUUACAAAUUUCAGUCUUCGAAAUAAAUAAAUAAAAGUAAUCAAAACAAAAUAUUCUAACAAUUUUUUUCCGUUGAAUAUAUUCUAACAAAUUGGUUCCUGAAAUUUGUGUUUGAUUCCGACUUUAAACCAUGCGAUGGCGAAAAACAUUUUGAAGUUUAAAAUUAGAAAUCGGAUGACACAUUGGCACUAUGUCGUCCCUACGACAAGAGGUAUUUUUCUCGAAAACCCUCGUAAACCAAUUGUUGAUUUCUGCCACAGUGCCGAGAGAGAGGCGAGACAUUCCAUCCGGUAGAUGUCCCCAUCCAGCAAACAAAUCGGCCAGCUCGCUCUGCUUACCUCUCCGUGUGAUUCUUCUUUCAGGGAUGCUUCCUUUUUCUCCGGAUUGUCAUCGAGGAAACUGUCGUCUAUGGAUCAGGUAAAACAAUGACGUUGCAUUGCAUGCUCUGCGCAUCUGGGGUGGUUCGCCCCUGUACUCCAUGUUGUAAUUUCUACUUUUUCUCCCUUUUCACUUUUGUGAUUUCAUGUGGUUUGUUGAUGAGAUGGUCGAAGGAAGAGGUAAAGUUCGGAUUUUGAAUAUUGGGUAUCCUUGGUCUUUAUUUAGAAUUGUGUUUUACCGCUCUGUCGUUGGAGAGUUCCCGUCCUUCUAUGUAAAUCUAUGUUCUGGAAUCAAUUCAACCUGGAUCUUCCUGCUGCUGUUCUGAUAUCUUCUGUUAUUGAAUCGGGCACCAACAUUCCAAGGAUGUUUCCUCAUUGUUUCUCACUCUUGACUCCCUGGGUUUCCUGUUCAGGUAGUGCAUCUGUUGGCCUGGUCUUUACUCUUGACGGAAUCAGGAACAAUAAUUGGACAGAAUUCUGUGUCCCUUGGUGGAAUUGUGGGUUGUUUACUGGCGUAUGCCAUCGACGAUGAGUGUGGUUGGGUUUGAUAUUGGUAAUGACAACUGUGUUAUUGCUUUAGUAAAACAACGGGGCAUUAACGUGUUGUUGAAUGAUGAAUCAAAUCGUGAAACAUCCGUUGUGGUGUGUUUUGGGGAGAAACAGAGGUUCUUUGGAUCUUCAGGUGCCUCUUCUGCUAUUAUAAACCCAAGAUCUACUGUAACACAAGUGAAUAGAUUGAUUGGAAGGAGGUUUAAGGAUCCUGAAGUUCAAAUGGACCUAAAAACAUUCCCAUUUGACACGUCAGAAGCAAAGGAUGGUGGCAUUUUGGUUAAUUUGAAAUACUUGGGUGAAACGCACUCAUUUUCCCCUGUUCAAAUCUUGGCAAUGUUAUUUUCACAUUUGAAAGAUGUGGCGGAGAAGAACCUGGAAAUGCCAGUCGUGGACUGCGUGAUAGGAAUACCAUCAUACUUCAUGAAUUUGCAGAGACGGGGAUAUUUGGAUGCUGCUAAAAUUGCAAGUUUGAAGCCUUUAAGACUGAUGCAUGACUAUGCUGCAACUGCACUUAGUUAUGGUAUCUAUAAAACUGAUUUCUCCAGAAUCGGGCCCACAUAUGUGCCAAUUAUUGACAUUGGUCACUGUGAUACUCAGGUGUCUAUUGUAUCAUUUGAAGUUGGGCAUAUGAGAAUAAUCUCACAUGAUUUUGAAAGCAACUUGGGUGGGAAGGAUUUUAAUGAGGUUUUGUUUGGUUAUUUUGCGGCUCAGUUUAAGGAGUGUUACAAUAUAGGUGUAAAUGCUAAUAUCAUGGCUUGUAUUAGGUUAAGAGCAGCAUGUGAAAAGUUGAAGAAGGUUCUAAGUGCAAACUCGGAGGCACCCUUAAACAUUGAGUGCUUGAUGGAUGAAAAGGAUGUUAAAGGUUUCAUCAAGAGGGAAGAAUUUGAGAGACUGUCGUCAGUUUUGCUGGAGAGAGUUGGUAUUCCUUGCAAGAAAGCUUUAGUCGAUGCAGCCAUCUCCGUGGGAAGUAUUCACUCGGUCGAGCUUGUGGGAUUUGGAUAUAGAAUACCAGCAAUUCUAAGUUAAUAACUUUUUUGUUUGGAAGAGAACCCAGUUGGACAUUGAAUGCAAGUGAAUGUGUGGCUCGUGGGUGUGCUCUGCAGUGUGCAAUGCUUAGUCCAGUUUUUUGUGUAAGAGAAUAUGAUGUAAGUGCUUUCAAAAUCAGCUUGAUCCCUUAUAGUUUUCCUCUUCAAAAGAAGCAUGCACUUGCUUAUAUUGGCUGUUAGUGUUGACUAUCAAAUUACUGCUCCUUCCCCCUUUUUUCUGGAUGGGGCUGUUUGCUUCUUUAAUGCCUUGGUUCCAAUGCUAUUAAAUUUUGCGUUAUUACUGUAGCCUUUGAUGUAUGCAUUUCAUAAUAGACUCUAGCCCUUGUAUUUCCCCAUGACCCACUCCGCAGACUAUCACUGUGAAUUGCAAAAGGGACUAUAUGGCAUGUUAUUUUGCUUGUAUACAUAUGUGCGUUCAACGAUAGUUCAGGAACUUCUAGCUGUGUGGUAUGCAGGUUCAAGAGUCGAAUCCUUUCUCCAUAGGGUUCUCAUCAGAUGAAGGCCCAAUUUGCACACCCUCAUCAAAUGGGAUAUUAUUUCCUAGAGGCCUAUCCAUUCCAAGUACCAAAGUCUUGACAUUUCAAAGGAGUCGUUAGUUUCACUUGGGCGCUUUCUAUGCCGAUCCAAAUGAACUUCCAGCUGGUAUGUCUUCUAGGAUAUUUACUUUUACGGUAAGCUUUCUUGUCACUAAUGUCGAGGAUAUGGGAAACUCUUUGGUCUGAAAUUAGUUCUUCUGCCUUCUCAUAAAGAUGUGGUUACUGGUCUGGACUCCCAUUGCAUACAGUUUUUGCCUUGUAUCUUUUGGUCUCAUGAUGAUAACUAUAUGCUCACUGUGUUUACCUUUUCUUUAUCCGUUAAUGAUGCACAAUUUGUGUUGUUUUCUUAUUGCAUUUUCUAAACACAUCAGCCUUUGAUUCAAUGGUUAUGAUGGUACUUUUAGGCUUCGAAAAUGCCAGAAAAAUCAUGUUGGGUUAAGGAUAUUUUAACUGUGACUGUCCAUAUUUCUACCCUUUGAAGCCUUUUUCGUGACGGCGUCCAUAUAGUUGGCAAGCCAAUUAUGGAUGGACAUUUGGGAAAUGAGAGUAUUCUACCAUCUGUGAUUGAGAUGUUAGGAUGAUGUACGAUCCAGAUAGUUAAGAAGAGGCCCCAGAACUGAUAUAUGAAUCAGUUAGUUAAGAAGAGUCUCCACACACUCCCAAGUCCCUAGGCACAUUUCUGUCUGCUUUGAAAUCUGUUUGGAGAGCGAUCAUACAGUUUUUGGGCGCUUGCCGAGGGAAGAGAUACAAGAAAGACUUCUUGUUGCUAUGUGCAUGGAUUAAGGAUCGAAGUGUCUUUAGAUGUAUGGUUUGAUGGUGGUUAAGCACAGAUAAUAUCUGUUAGUAUAACAAGCAGCCACUUUCUGAUGUCUAUUGAAGGGAUUUGUUUGAUACAUUAUGCUUUUAACUUUCUUUUCUAUGCUUUCACAUUAAAUGUUUCACCAUUGA